CAAAAAUAGCUCAUUCUUAUUGAACAGUAAAGAGCUGAAAAUUUUUGUCCUACUUCGGGGGAUUUGCAUAAAUCAUCUCGAGAAAUAUCCCGGUCCAUUAACAUCAAACAGACGCGUCUAUAGAUUCAAUGCGUUGUUAUUCAGGUACUUGAUACAUGAUGUCUAGAAAAAAAAUAGAAAAAAAAAAGCUUUGAUUGAAUACAAACAAGCCUAUCGUCUAUAUACUCCAUCUUAUUAUACAAGCUCAAGAUUACCUUUUGAAGCUCCGUGAAUAUAAUUCCCUCUUCCUCCUCCCUCCUGUUAUUUAUUUAUUUAUUUUUAUCUUUUUUCUUUUCUCAUGGCUUUAGCAUCCAAAACGUUAAUUAUCCUAGCUUCGGCUACGACACAGCAUCAAUUAGAGAAAGACAUCAAGGAACGUUAUGACUCGACAUUUUUACGUUUUCGAGGUGUACCUAAAGGUCUAUUGCCUAUUUCUGGUAAACCUGUCUUGACUUGGUGGUAUGAUGAUGUCAAACAUCACUUUAAGGAUAUUUAUAUUGUAUCCAAUGCAUACAAUUUUAAACAUUUUGAACGUUGGGCAAGUGGCGUGAGUUUUUCUCGACAGAAUGUACUCAAUAGUGGACUCAGUACGGGUGUUUUGUCUGAUAUUGCUUUUGUUCAUCGUGUCAAGAACAUACAGAGUGAUGUUGUCAUUACUUCACCUGAAGCAUUUUGUGAUACCAAGGAUAUCCUUUCCUUACUUUCAAGAACAAGGAAUUUUGUGUAUUACAAUCAACAGAACAUCCCUUUUGCAUUUGGUAUGAGUUAUCAAGUUCUUGAAGGUUUAGAUGAUGUGAAUGAAAAGAAGUUGGCCACGUCUGCCAAGGAUCUUGAACAUGGUUGGCCAGAUGAAUUAGACAGUUAUAUGCAACAACAGCCAGACACUCGUCUUGAGACAGUCGAGAACAGUCCCUUACUCAACUAUGUCCAUCCAAACCUUUCUUUACAAGACUAUCUGAAUCAAUGGGAAUCAUGCUUAGACCAUCGACUCAAGUUAGACACACCAUGCCAAACAGAACCCAUCCAUAUGAAGGCUUAUGCUCGUGUAGGACUCAUGGGUAAUCCAAGUGACGGAUUUUAUGGCAAGACCCUAUCCUUACUGAUUUCUAACUUUUGGGCCGAAGUCACUUUGAUUCCAAACAGUCCAGAUGAUAAACAACUUGAAGCCAUCCGUAUUCUGCCUAAUCCUGUCUCUGAUCCACACAAGUUUGCUUCCAUGGCAUCGCUUGUGGGUAUUUCUGACAUUGAUGGCUAUGAUACAGGUGAUCGUCUCUUACAGGCCUGUUGUAAGGUGUUCUAUACAUACUGUCAAUCCCACCAAAUACCAAUCGAUACGCAUCAAGGGUUUCGGAUGAUGUUUGAAACCAACAUUCCUCGUCAAGUGGGUCUAGCAGGUUCUUCUGCGAUUAUUACAGCACUCUGGAAAGCCUUGGCCAAAUUCUAUGGUGUGACAAGAGAACAGAUUCCAUUGGAAUUACAGGCAAGUUUAGUGUUAAAGGUAGAGCAAGAAGAAUUAUCGAUUGCUGCUGGUCUUCAAGACAGAGUAAUCCAGUCGUAUGGAGGAUUGGUCUAUAUGGACUUUGAUCGAGCCUAUAUGGAUCAACAUGGUCAUGGUAAAUACGAGUCGUUGGAUGUCCAGCUGUUGCCUAAAUUAUGGUUGGCUUAUGUGGCUGAUCCUGAAGAUUCUGGAAAAGUACAUAGUACAGUCAAACAACGAUUUUUAAAUGGAGAUCAAGAGAUUGUUACUGCCAUGAAGAAGUUUGGUUCAUUGACAGACCAAGCCCGUGAAAGCUUAGAGAACCAUGACCACAAGCGAUUUGCUGAAUUGAUGUCAGCCAACUUUGAUCUUCGCCGAGAAACGUAUGGCGAUUCUGUUGUGGGUGCUUCGAAUUUAAGAAUGAUUGAAUUAGCAAGACAACAUAACUGUGCAGCUAAAUUUCCAGGGAGUGGUGGUGCUAUCGUAGGCAUGUGGAAUCCCAACCACAACACUGACACACAAGCAAAAGAUUUGCUUCAUUUGAGACGUGUAUUAGAAAGUGAAGGCUAUGUGUUUUUAGAGAUAUUCCCCCAAACUUUAUGAACAAUAAAGGAUUAUUUAGGA
Gilbertella persicaria is the source of this 2140-nucleotide messenger RNA. Its product is annotated as ribosomal protein S5 domain 2-type protein. The transcript is spliced from 5 exons. Bases 338 to 2119 code for a protein of 593 amino acids. Gene Ontology annotation, molecular function: ATP binding. The record is from RefSeq and is a predicted model, not a curated record. NCBI's taxonomy places the organism in Eukaryota, Fungi, Mucoromycota, Mucoromycetes, Mucorales, Choanephoraceae.